Molecule: messenger RNA, 8081 nt
Organism: Ctenopharyngodon idella (grass carp)
Lineage: Eukaryota; Metazoa; Chordata; Actinopteri; Cypriniformes; Xenocyprididae
Product: ADP-ribosylation factor 4
Exons: 12
Coding region: 149-691 (180 amino acids)
Biological process (GO): intracellular protein transport; vesicle-mediated transport
Cellular component (GO): plasma membrane; cytoplasm
Molecular function (GO): GTPase activity; GTP binding
Source: RefSeq, a predicted model, not a curated record
ACUGGCGUCAUGUCUUCCACGGCGGCUGUGACGUGGCAUUACGCAAGCGCAAAGUCGACACGGUUUCUUGACACCAGACGAGCAUCACAACGAAAACUCUAGACAUUAGGACUAAUCCCGUAGAUUUAGGUGAUUUGUGUCCUUCAUCAUGGGUCUGACUAUGUCGUCGCUCUUUAGCAGGCUGUUUGGAAAGAAACAGAUGAGAAUUCUCAUGGUGGGGCUGGAUGCUGCCGGCAAAACCACAAUAUUGUACAAACUGAAGCUCGGAGAAAUAGUGACCACCAUUCCAACCAUAGGUUUUAAUGUAGAAACUGUAGAAUACAAGAACAUUUGCUUCACCGUGUGGGAUGUCGGCGGUCAGGACAAGAUUCGUCCUCUCUGGAGACACUAUUUUCAGAACACACAGGGUCUGAUCUUUGUGGUGGACAGCAAUGACAGAGAGAGAGUGGCAGAAUCUGCAGAGGAGCUUUCUAAAAUGUUGCAGGAAGAUGAACUGAGGGACGCUGUGCUGCUGGUUUUCGCAAACAAACAGGAUCUGCCAAACGCCAUGGCUGUCAGUGAACUCACAGACAAACUUGGGUUGCAGAGUCUACGCAGCAGAACGUGGUACGUUCAAGCAACCUGUGCUACACAGGGCACUGGACUCUAUGAAGGACUGGACUGGUUAUCCAAUGAGCUCUCCAAACGCUAGUGGGUCUGUUAGAAGCGAGAUGGUGUGUAUGAACCAAUGGAAAGGCUAGAGACUCCUCUUAGAAUUUUUAAGUGUGUCACAGAACUGGAAGCUGGGGAGAAACCAUCAAACACUCUGCGCCUGUCUUUAGCUUUCCUUUUUUACAAUAUUUUGUUGCACAAGUUUAUCUAUUUCUUUUCUUCUACUUUUUUUUGUUUUAAUUCCAACAAAAAAAAACAACUUUUUGUUUAUUUUGUGAGAGGAAAAAUGUUUUGAAGGACCUUCCUUCACUCCGACUUUUCAGUUUUUCCAGAAAGGCCUCAUGCAAAACCAAAAACACUGGAGUCCCUGAUCAGUGAGCAGGGUUAUUGGUUUUGCUUUAGUGUCCUUAACAUCUGACCAUCAUGUUUUAGCAUCUAGCUGAGAAUUUCUGUUAAGGAGCUCACUGGAGAAUCUCUGGGGUCAGUAAUAUUUCAGAACUGGACAUGUGGAGUCGUUGGGCGAAUCAAAGCCAUGCCUGUUCCAUUAAUCCUUAUAGAUAUGCAAUGUUGUAUAGUUUGUUACAUCACAUUGUCUGCUGUAGUGGCGUGGAGUCCUGUGGUCCUUCUGAACAUUAUCCUUGUCUGCAUGAGUUUACUUCAUUCUGGAUCUUUGUUGAAAUUCCUCACAUCAGUAGCACAUGGCAUGAAUGGCAUGAAAAGGUUAACUUUCUUUUAUUAGGUUAGUUUACGCCCCACAAUCCGUUGUUGUUUGUGGCAAAUGUUUGAGUGACCCCGAACACUGGUUUUAGUCUAGGUCAGAGUCAAAGGGAACAUUAUGUUCUUUAGCCACAAUGAUAACAUCUCUGAAGUUCUUUCCAUUAUAAUUUAAAGUUGAAAUUGAUUGUGUUUUAUGUUUGUCAUACCAUGUGAAAUGUUUCGCUCGGGCGUGCUUCUUGAGCUUAUCAUUAUUUGUGACUGAAUCUGACUCCUGAAUGCAAAUUUAAUGUAUUGAUGAAUUCCAUGUCUGGUUGAAAGGGUUUGCUUUCCUAAACUGAGGUGUAACAGAUACAAUCUAUUUUACCCUAUUAUCAUGACAAAUUUGUUUGUGUAUUAUAUGUAUGAUAUUGUUUUAGAAUAAAACAUAAUCGUGAACUUAUUGUGUUGAAUGUGAUUAAUAUAUUUUGCUCUUUAAAUUCAGGUGUCCCACUUUUAGGGAGUAGAAAUCAUUUAUAUAUAAACAUCCUACAAUUUCUUUUUUAAUGUUUAUACUCAUUUUCUCAACACAAAUCUGUACAUUUCUCAUUUGCGUAGAUGCAAACUCCUCACCUUUAGGUGAGAAUUCACCUUUUUGAGACCAAAAUAGGUCACCUACGAGAUUCGUGUAGAUCCGAUGAGAAAGUGCUUGUGAAAGUCUGCCCGCAUGCCUUAACGUAAGAAUAUCAUUAAGUAGCGUUAUGAUAACCUUCAUUUAAUUGGCAUAAGUAUCGAUAUGUAAAGCUUGGGACUGUUAAUAAGCCUGACAUGGCUGACUUGUUUUGAUUUUAACGUUGUUAGCGUUAUUUCCACUGAAUCGAACAUUUUAUUAUUCCAAAUACAACUUGUAUAAUGCUACUAACAUUAUCAUUUUGUAUGGGAUGUCUCGCAUCUUUCUCACCUUUUUCACGCCUGAUGUGUUUGCAUCCCUGCAUUUGUAUUUAAUCUAAGUUGCAUUAAUGCAUCAAUCCAGCAGAUGGCACCUGGAAUUAACAACUUCAGUCAACUCACUUAAACUAAACUGAAACUAAAAUAAUCGAAACUGAUAUUGAUAAAAGAUACAAAGUAUUACUAUAAAUAGCACUUUAUGGGCAUUUACAAUAUGUGAUGUUUUGGUUUAUUCACUGUAUAUUGCAUUUGUAUAUGCAUUUAUAUAGCCUAUAUGUACUGGAACUAUUUUUAAAGUAUUUUCAUGUUCUCGUUCAAGCAUUGAAUACAUGUGCUGUGCAAUGCAUAUUAAAUUAUGUAUUACGUUUAAUCUCAGUGAAUUUGGUAAAGAGCUUAAAUAUAAUGUACUCUGCCUAUCUCUAUCCAUAAAAGUCAUAAAAACAAGUCGAGUAUCUUUAGUGCAUGCAAUAAGAAACAUGCUUAGAAACCAAAACUUAGAGCAGAAUAGAAAGUUGCUUUCCACUGUUGUAAACAUCACUGAUACCACAUCCACAGGAACUGCCCUGUUGCGUGUGUUUGUCUCUUAUCAGUCAUGAUUAGAUUUGGGUGUGGAGAUGAUUUCAGGACUUUCCAGGGCAACAUCUGCUCACAUCACAGUUUUACAGGUCUGUGGUGAUUCCUCUGUGGAGGACGUCGUGGAACCUGCUGCUAUAGCACUAAUGGGCGAGAAGACCUUAAGAUACAUCAGUCAACUGUACAAAAAUAAAUGGAAUAAAAACUUAAGUUACACUGUCGAUUACAUAAUUUAUACAUUGCAGUAUAAUUGAUAACACCAUCUGCAAUUCCAUUUUGCUGAUCUUGUUUUGUUGUCUGAUUGUUUUGUUUCAUAGUGAAAGGCUGGAGUUGAUAUGAUCCUGCUCCCAAGGGCAGAACAUCUGGGGCCAGUUGCACCAGCUAGACGUAAAUGCCAUCUUGGCAUCACGCACAUUACAAUGGUGCAACUCAAAUUCAUCAUCUUUGUUUUGUGCUGAUGGGCAGAUGUAUGGAGGCCACUGAUGCGCUUAUGAAGUGAAGUCUUAGGGCCAGAUUUACUAACAGUUUGCAUCAGUGCAAACCCUCUUUUGGUGUUAAAAAACUACUACGCUCGCCAAUUUUGGUAUUUGCUCCAUUAUUUAAUAUAUAAUAAAUUAUAUAUAUAUAUAUAGGCCAACAUGACUUGGCAAUUGAUAUUAUAUUUGUGUAUGUGUUUGUCAGAUUACAUGUAACAAGUGGCGCCUGUGUCGACCCCACCUGAUGAGAACAUCAGCUCUGUUGCGACUCAACACUAAUUUGCACUGCUCUUAGUAAAUUGCAUGGGUCAUUAUGUGGGUGAUUCUCACGAAAACUUGGUUUUAAAAAUUUAAAACAUGAAAAUUAAAAAAUGCUUUAACAAUUUUUUUAAUGAUGUUUUAUUAACAAAAUUCGGGAGGAGCAAGUUCAGAUAAUUAACCUAAUUAGCACAGGUGGAGAGCAUUCAGUUAAUCAUCUCAACCAAUGUCAAGAGGUAUAAAUUCAGCAGACUUACCUCUGUUCAUCUGAGAGUUUAUCAGCAUCCCUCCUCCACCCCAUCUCCUCACUACUCAUCUACUUUUACCACACCGGGGGGAGUACUCUGGGUUCGGGCCAAAAUUCUGAGCUUGGAGCCCUCUCCCCGGACAGCAUGCCAAAUACGCAUAACUUUACUCUAUUUAAUUAUAUAGAUAUGUGAACUCGUGAAUAUGUUGAAAUGGCUCUUUGUUCAGUGUAGAGAACAAUAUUGUCUUUAUUAUGAUGUUUUUAUAUAUUACUAAAAUGCAUGUUUAAUAUUUAAAAUCAUGUAAAUGAUUUGACUGCAUCUGUGUUCUUUAAUUUGCACGUCAGCAGUAGAUCACGCGCAAAACCUGUGAUGUUUUAGUGAUCCUCAAGACCUUGAUUAGCUUGCUCAGGUAUGUUUGAUCAGGGUUGGAGCUAAACUCUGCAGGGCAUUGGCCCUCCAGGGCAAGAUUUAAGGAACACUGAUGUAGUUAAUAAUAGCCUACGCCAACUUUAUGUAGAGCAACAAUUCUUUUUUUCAGAUCAUCAGAGAGUUUUUUGCCAUGAGGUGCCAUGUUGAACUUCCAGUGACCAGUAUGAGAGAGUGAGAGCGAUAACACCAAAUUUAACAUACUUGCUCCCCAUUUACACCUGAGACUUUGUAACAUUAAUGCGUCACAUGACACCGGGGAGAGAAAAUGGCUAAUUGGGCCCAAUUUGGACAUUUUCACUUAGGGGUGUACUCACUUUUGUGGCCAGCAGUUUAGACAUUAAUGGCUGUGUGUUGAGAUAUUUUGAGGGGACAGCAAAUUUACACUGUUAUACAAGCUGUACACUCACUGCUUUACAUUGUAGCAAAGUGUCAUUUCUUCAGUGUUGUCACAUGAAAAGAUACAAUAAAAUAUUUACAAAAAUGUGAGGGGUGUACUCACUUCUGUGAGAUACUGUAUAUUGUAUGCAGAACUGGGUUUUGAUUUAGUUAAUAAUGGAUGGUAUUAAUAUUAUUUCUCCAUCUCCUUUCACUUUUAGCUGCCACCAGAUGACUGCACACGAGUUGAGAUGUUACGCUGCCUAAGGAUCUCUUUGGCUUAAGCUAACGCUUGCAUUUAUUUUUUAUUUUGAGGAGAGGAGGAGAACCAAUCUGCCAAGGGAUUCGGCACUCGGGUCCACUACCCUGUUCUAGUGCAUUCUCUGGCAACACUGGAUGUCUGGCUGGGGUCCAGUGGACCUGAAGUGGACAGCACCAGGUCCAUGAUCCGCUAACGAAGCACCAGAAACUAGAAGCAACCAAACGCAACUGUACAAAAAAAGCUUCUGGUUGUCUGUUGCUUGGUUAGUAGGUUAUGGGGAUGGCCUGCUGUAAAACAAACCUUUUAUUGUAUAAAGGCUGACUGCACCUUCUUCCUGAAAAAAAAAAAAAAUCAAUAAAAGUGAAAAAAAAAAAAAAAAAAAAAACCUGCUGAACUAAAAUACAUAGAAAAGGAAUUAAAAUAAUUAUAAAAUAAUCACAACAUAUGCAUAAGAAAUUAUGCCUGACUACCUGAAUCACAAAAUCCGGGGUUAGUUUAUGCUGCUUAUUAAUGUUAACAAAUGGAACCUUAUUGUAAAGUAUUAGUGAAAUGAAUAAUACUGGGACUAAUUUUUGAGAAAUGUUGUUAAGGAAAGCUGUUGAAAUAAUUUCAGAUAUUUCAGAUAUCUACCAGCCCCAAAUUUUAUAUUCUCAAACAAUAUUCGUAAUAAAAUAAAAGUGUUCUAAACCUAUAGGGAUGCAAGCAAGCAAUUGGUCAGAAACAAAUGUGUUAUUUCAGCAAAAAAGAGUUCAUUUUAGUGGAUGUUACAUUAUGGAGUAUUAAAAUGCUGCGUCAUUCACCAGAAUUAAUAACAAACCCUUGGAGAGGGAUGGGCAGGUCAAAAGAUGAGAAACUUACUGAGAAAGCGAAACUUAUGAAAACUAGGUCAAAAGCUGUUCACAGAUCAGCUAAGGGCGGGAACAGUGUACCAGUAUAAAUUACAGAGAGACACAAUGAUCUGUCCUUUCUACCAUGAGAGCCUCAUGCUGACGGAUCAGCAGGGUCUAUGGUUGUUCCUCUGUGGGAGACGCCAUGGAACCCUGAGUGAUUUCGUAGCACUAAUGUCAUCAUGAAGGAGGCGGAGUUCAUGUAAAUCCUUGCUGCCAGGGGCGGGAUCAUCUGGCCCAGCACUAUUCAGAGGGGAACCUCAGUCUCCACCUCUGUUUUGCGUUGGUGUCCAGAUGCGCAGAAGCCAGUACCGUAUGCCUAAAAGCUGCGAUGACUGACAUCUUGCGUAAAGCCUCAAGUCUACAAAGUCUACAAAGUGAAGAACCAACCAGAAAAAAAUCGUACCAAUGCAUGUAAAGCUAAAAGUGAACCAAGAAACCUCUUUAACACGUAACCGACUCAAGAAAAAUGCUACAAAUGUAAAGUGAAGUGAAGAAGUAUUUUUUUUGGUGAAACCUUUGGUUUCUGCAUUGCUUGGUUCGGUUGGUCCGGGGCCCAGCUGAUAAAACAAAUAGCCCCGGAACAAAAUGUAAAAACAAAAAAACAAAAUAAAAAUAGCAAAAUCCGCAACAAAAAUCCAUAAUUGUGCUGUGUUUAUUUUUUGUUCAUUUGAUGAUUAAUUUACUAACAAUAGCACUUCUUACAGUAUAGGCCAAUAUGGGAUUAUUUUUAGACAAAGUAAUAUAUAUAUAUACAUAUAUAUAUUACUUUGUCUGUGUAUACAUAUAUAUAUAUAUAUAUAGUAUAUAUAUACAAUAAUAUAUAUAUAUAUAUAUAUAUAUAUAUAUACAUAUACACAGACAAAGUGUAUAUAUAUAUUGGUUUAAUGACCAUCCAUAUUUAUUUUUCAGUCUCUUUAUUACAAUACAAACAGAAAAUACAGGAAAUAUGUAGGGCUACACAAAAUGUAAAAAAAAAAUUCUGAAAAAAUUUGUUUCAACCAAAAACCAGUAUUUAGUGUGACCUCCUGAACCUCUUCCAUUUUCUCUAAAAUGAAACUCUGAGAAACUUCUCAUCAGAUUUUGAAAGUUUUCUUGGCCUUCCAGUCCUUUUCCAUAACAUUUAGGUUUAAGAAAGCCAGGUUCCUGCUAUUGCGCAAGUGUAAGGAGAGGUCACUAUGUACUUGCCACUUUAGCCUAUAAAAGCAUUUUUUUUUUCUUUUUUUUUUAAUACUUGCAAAUUUACUGUAUUUUCUGGUUAUAUUCUAAUAAAGAGACUGAGAAAUAAUUAUAUAUCAUUAUUAGAAAGGGAUGCAAAGCAAUUAGUCAGAAACACAUGUGUUAUCUCAGCAAAAAAGAGUUCAUUUUAAUGGAUGCUAUAAGCUAAUGGAGUAUUAAAAUGCUGCGUCAUUCACCAGGAAUCUAUAACAAACACUUCCUGUAGAGGGACGGGCAGGCAGCAGAUCAGAAACUUACAGAGAAAGCAAAACUUAUGAAAACUAGGGCAACAGCUGUUCACAGAUCAGCUGAGGGCGGGAACAGUGUACCAGUAUAAAUAACAGAGAGACACAAUGAUCUGUCCUUUCUACACAGUAAAACCUCCAGUGUUAAAUGAACACUGUUAGUGUUAAAUUAACAUUGCCAGUGUUUAUAUAAUCCACACCGGAUUAUAUAAACACCGGGUGACACUGGAAGUGUUAAUUUAACACUGGAUGUUUUGCUGUGUACCAUCAGAGCCUCCUGCUUACAGAUCAACAGGGUCUAUGGUGGGCCCUCUGUGGGAGACGCCAUGGAACCCUGAGCGAUCUCGUAGCACUAAUGUCAUCAUGAAGGAGGCGGAGUUCAUGUAAAUCCUUGCUGCCAGGGGCGGGAUCAUCUGGCCCAGCACUAUUCAGAGGGGAACCUCAGUCUCCACCUCUGUUUUGCGUUGGUGUCCAGAUGCGCAGAAGCCAGUACCGUAUGCCUAAAAGCUGCGAUGCCUGACAUCUUGCGUAAAGCCUCAAGUCUACAAAGUCUACAAAGUGAAGAACCAACCAGAAAAAAAACGUACCAAUGCAUGUAAAGCUAAAAGUGAACCAAGAAACCUCUUUAACACGUAACUGACUCAAGAAAAAUGCUACAAAUGUAAAGUGAAGUGAAGAAGUAUUUUUUUUGGUGAAACCUUUGGUUUCUGCAUUGCUUGGUUCGGUUGGUCCGGGGCCCAGCUGAUAAAACAAAUAGCCCCGGAACAAAAUGUAAAAACAAAAAAACAAAAUAAAAAUAGCAAAAUCCGCAACAGAAA